AUGUCUGCUGUGUCUGAUUGCCCCUGCAUCCUUUUUUCACGUCUACAAAGUCCCUUUAGAGGAGCUGAGGGCAGAGAGGCGUCGGAGGAAGGGUGUGGUGUGGUGGGGACUGUGAUGGCUGGCGGGCGGGUGGGCGGGCAGGAGGGCGGCAAGACGACGACGUCGCUGUUUUGUGCACACACGAACGCGACGCACAUCUGCUCCAACAGAGCUUCAGCGGCAUGUCUUCCUUUCUGCCUGGAGUCGUGCCACGCAAGUCGGUUUGAGGACCACGCACUUCCAAUUGACGCCGCGUUUGGCGAGGAUGUCAUCCGCCUUCAUGAGCUGCUCGGCUGCAACUUAGUCGAGCAGCUUUCAAAUGCCGCAAGCACACUCAGCGUCCAGCGACGCCGCAACGAUGCUUCCAUCACUUGGCUACUACCAGGGUGUUCUGUGGGCCUCAAAUUAGAGCGUACUUGA
Mesocestoides corti is the source of this 459-nucleotide messenger RNA. NCBI's taxonomy places the organism in Eukaryota, Metazoa, Platyhelminthes, Cestoda, Cyclophyllidea, Mesocestoididae. The record is from the annotation of a GenBank genome assembly.